AAUAGGGGGACUCGUUCUUGCUCACUCUCUGGUCCCAAUGUUUUGGAGGCAUUUGCAUUCUUAAGAUUCCAGCCACCCAUGCGUUUCACCCCCAAGUAAAUUGUCACAAUAGACUUGUGCGCUGGGCAUAAAACGUACCAACCCCUGCACAGAUACACAUCGACGCACUGUCUUUCACUUUACUAUACAACAGCUGUGUUGUUGUGUGUAUACCCCCUUGCGUUUGGUGCAACAUGCACUCAAUACGCACACACACCCUCUGAUACAUUAUACACACAGAUUGAUCUAUCUGGGAGUAAAUGGAUUUCAGCAACGCCAAUUUCACCUGGUUUUCUGCUACCAACCAAGGCCUCCGCACAUGUACUCGCGUUUAUCCUCUUUACUGGUUCCUCCCACUCUAUGCAUUAACCCUGCAACACACGCGACUGCUAUAGGCUUUCGUGCUUGCUUUUCCAGACUCGUUAAGUUGUAAACCGGUGUGCAUUCAAUAUUAGCAUCUCAGUGCUACUGAUUUUGCAGCGGAUUUAUCUCAUAAUUCAGGAUUUAUUAUUAUAAUUUGGAUAUAUCCCUUUAAAAGGUCUCAAGGCUGUUUGACAGAUCAAUCCAGGUAGCAAAGCGGCGCGGGCUCAGCUUCAUGUCGGGGACGUUGUAGAGGCUGUGAAUGGUGUCAGGGCAGGAGAUCUACCAGUCACUCAAGCACAGAAAUUAUUACAUAACAGUUCAAAUGAUUUACAACUCAGAAUACACAGGAGUCAUUUAUCAGUGAACGGAUCGUAUCAUCCAAAUGGGAAGAUGUCUUCACAGUCUAGUUUUAUCAUCACAAAUGACUCUGGAUUCUCUGGUACAGAUGACAGGCAAUUAGUUCGGAAACCAUCUCAGGACGAUGUCAUCCACCUGGAUGGUGUGACCUUGCAAGGGUUUGACCCAGGAAGUGUUUCAGUUGUACGCACCACCACCACAAAGGUCACCAAAACCACAAGGAGUCGUUCCCCGUCUCCGGUCCGGGUACGUCGCCUGUCGAGCGAAGGCUCUCCACGUCUCGCCCGUUCGGGCUCUGCUGGCUCGACGCCGGGCCGCAUUCGCAUGCGAGUCGUGCCGUCUGGUCAUGACUCCGAAUCGGAAUCUAGUGAGAUCAUCAUGCCUACUUUCGCUACGGGCGUGACGCAUUCUUCACCUUCUAAGAAAGCUCCAAACAAAGACGCCUCAUCAGGCUGGCGCCCCAUCCCCUUCUCUUCUCCCCCUGUCCCCCCUCCCCCAGGGGAUGUAACUGACACAGAGGAGGUUCCUAAAGUCCCCCCUAAACCCAAGUCGGUCAAGACCAACAUUUGGCUGUCAGCCAACCAGCCAAGUCAGGAGCAGGGUUCACCCACCUCGCCUCCGAUGAGCCCGACCAAUGGUUUCCCUAUGAGUCCAUCAGAACAAAAAGGAUGGGUCCUCACCGACAUGACGACGGGCUUCUUGCCCAAGUCGCGUGGUGCCGCGCUCUUUGAAAGAAGAAAGAGGUUGUCUGAGGAACGUGAAAGAGGAGGAGUUCCGCCGCCUCCUGUGAUGGAUAUCCCCAACAACAACAAUAACCUCCGCAAAGACGAGGACGAGUUCUGGCCACUGCCGCCCCCUCCUGAUGAAAGUGUAUGGUCACCUCCCAGUGGAGAUCCAUCCAGAGGCCCCGCUCCAGCCCAGUCUGUCCCUCCCCCACCACCAGAGAAGGACGAAGGCAUCGCUCCUGUCUGGACUCCGGGCGGCAGCCAACCGGUCAAGAAAGAAUUCAAACCGGUCAAACUGGACCUCACAAACAGGCCCAAGGUCAGCUCUGCCAUAGCACCGUUCAGAAGACAAUCGACUGAAAAAAUGGCUUACUCAUUAUCAACACCAGCUGCACAUACAUGGACCCCUCCAAAUCAGGGGGCUACCUCCCCUAAACCGAUCACCCCUCAAGUCGACAAACCUCAGUAUACCCAACCAGUUGCUGUGGACACUCUCCCGGACCCCUCCCACAUACUCUCCCCUGGGUACGUCUCGCCCCGCUCUUCAAUGCAGGAGUCCCACCCCCCUCCACCACCUCAGUUUGCUGGCGACGGCCCCACCUCGCCCCACCCUCCAGCCUCGCCCCAUCCUUCGGUCUCUAGAGGUGUACCCGUUAGCCCAGCUGGGGCAGUGCCUUAUCAACCACGGGAGUCUGUGCCGUACGACGGAAUGUCCAACGGGUAUGGCUUUAUACCAGCCAGUGCUGUAAUGUCUGGAUCACCAGGUGCUAUUCAAUCAGAUUUGUUGACAUGGGGGAUACAGCCGGGCCCUGCCCCGCCUCCGUCGACCAAUGACAAUUCUACAAUCAUCCUCGAUCCAUCAAACCUUCCUCCCGGUGCACUGUUCCAGAAACAGACGGUAGAUGGGGACGUUGUCCACACCGAUACCUUCUACCCAGUUUCUAACAUGACAAGAAAAACAUCCACCGUGACAAAACACGAGGCACCAAACUAUGAUGGUAUCGGCCCGAGGGAUAAAGAUGGAUUACCUCUUGGUCUCAGACAGCAUGUGAAGGAAGACAACAGACAUGACUGGUAUAAGGAAAUGUUCAAGUCUAUUCAUAAACAGGACAGAGACGAAGAUGAUAGUGAUGAUAUUUCGCUUCCACAGAAUGUAGAAGAAGACAGUUCUGAUAGCGUGUUUUUGAGUGAGAAUGAAGCUGUGCAUGCGCAUGUUAAAGAUGACUGGAAGAGAGAUGAAAGGAGUACUGAGCCAGAGCAUGUGGUGAAGAAUACUCCUUCAUAUCGAGUACAGCCUGGAAGAAUACAAGAUUUUGUGCCAGGAAAGUCUGCCCUAGCAGCUCAUGAAAAAAGUGUCUUAUCAAGGAAAGAUGGUCCUCUCUAUGAUGGAGGGCGGCGUGGAUCUGCUCCUGGGUCCGGCUAUGCCUCUGAUGAAGAAGCUCGGAAGGCCUAUCAUAGCUUUGUCAAAUCUGGUGAGCUACCCGGUACGGCUGGUUUCGGCUUCGGCGCUCCACAGGCUCGUAGAGCCACGGAUAUUUCUUUUCCUACUAACAGCUCCUCAAACCUUCACGUGCAUGUGAUAGGAAAAGAGAAAGUAGUAGAUGGUUUUUCCAGUCCAAUAUGUAGUUCCACAGUGUGUUUCAUAAGGUGUAGUGGUCACUUAGGUAAUGGAGUGGCCCGUACUCCAUUGUGCAUGUCCACUUUCUCCACCCCAGCAAAAGGGGUCUGCUGUGAGGUUGCAGGGAAAGACAUUGAUGAUUGCUCUUGUACCCAGAUACAGAUUAAAGACAGACCGUCUGAAUUGUUCAGAGAGAUUUUGGAACCUCCAAGAGACAAAGAAGGGACUAAUCUGACAUCCUUACAUAUCUCUUUCAAGGAAAAUGCCUCUUUUGAAAGUAAGAUCUUUAAGCCCCUUGGUGUGUUUCGGAAACCUCGUCUUGAUAUUGGAGGCAGCCCUUUUCCACAUCCAAUGCCAGUGAUGCCUAGGAACCCUGAUACGGAAGAGGAGGAUGCAGAAGCAUUCUCCAAAGCACCAUCAAGACCGAGUCGUAUCCAGUACCGCAUCAAUAGCAGCAAAGAGAAAGUCAAACACAAGAGAUCAUCCUCUGCUCCUAGGUUGCUCGGAAGCACUUCUGAUGGAGAUAAUCAGAUUAGAAAGCCAGUUUACCAAAGGUCUGCAUCAUCCUCAGGAUCUACUUCAGGAGUUGUCCAGUCUCCUGCAGCAGAUCCGGAGUCAUAUCAUAAGUAUGCUGCAGGACUUCAACAGGCCUCUCAGCGAACCAAGCGCUACCAGGACUUGGUUAAUUUCUACUCCAACCUCAACAAGCAUUUGGAUGAGAGUGACAAGGAAAAGGAGAAAACCAUGGCAGAGAAGUACUUACCAAGUAGUACACAACUGGAGAAGUUUUACAGUACCCUUCACCUCUACAUGGAGAUGGAAAUGGCCGCUGCGCACGGACAGACCUUUGUCAAUGAAAACUUUGAGGAGCUGCGUUGGUCUGUUGAUAAGGAGAGGGAUUUCAAGAGGAGAGAAUUAAACAUAGAUGAUCUUCACAGUUUCUACACCAAGUUGCAUUGUGGGUUGAAUGUUGAUAAGAAGAGUGAGGAAAAGCUGGAGAGACUGAAGAAAAAGGUGUAUGCUGAAAAAAUGAGGCAUGUGUCUCAGAAAGAGAAGGAUGUUGGUCAGCUGCAAGAGCAUUAUGAAGGGAUCUUAAGUGGAAGAAGUACGCCUGUACCUAAAAGUCCUAUGAGACAGACUGUUUCACUUCCGGCUACCCCUGUGAGAUACAGGACACCUGUAUCCUGGGAGGAGGAAGCAGAUGCAGAAAAAAAGGAAGUAAUAUCUGAACCAGAGGCAGAAGGAGAUCAUGAUGACAAACCUGCAGUUCAAAGGUUCCAUUCAGUUGAGAGGGAGACUGAGAUAGCGCCAAGAAAGACGCAAAGUACAGAAUCGCGCCCACCCUUUACCAGGUUCCUAAGUGAGCCAGACUGGAGGAGUAAGCUAGCACAAAGAUACAGCAACUCUGUGUAUGAAGAAGAUCUUUUGCUUAUGCCUGCCCUGCUGAAAGAUGCAAAGCAGUGGGAACAAUUUUCCCAGAGUGAGAAUGAAAAGCCCCAAGACAAGGAUGCAACACCUUCCAUUGCUGGUGAUGUGAAUGAGCAAAAGCAAAAACAAACUGAACUGAACUGUGAAUUUAUCUCGCCUUCUGAAGUGGAGUUGUCUCAUUCUAAUUGGAAGGAUGAUAUAUCUAUCCCAAACAAAAGCAACAAGGAUGAACCAACUAAAGGUACUAUUUACCCAACAACAUUUAAGAAUAAACAUCUGGUGAGCCAGAAAUCACAGGAAUCAGAUUCCACUGUCAUAGAUAAUUCCAGCCGAAGACCCUAUCAUCAUUCCAGUUCGUUUGAGCAAGAUGCAAGUCCUUUAACCUUGAGAUCAAAGCCAAUAAACACAGCAGAGGUGAAACCCUUUCAAAGGUCUGAAAGCCUGUCAGACUCACCAAGUCUGACACUACCUAAUUUCCGCAGUCCUGUCAGUAGCCCACGGUCAGCUUCGCCCAACUCCAGUGACAGUACGGAGCAUAGAGACUUCAAUCCAAGACCUCGACCAUUUAGUAAUUCUCGUACAGUGGGGUCCAACAUUGUCACAGUCAGUACUGCCCUGCCACUGUCAUCCUCUGUUUUCAACACCAAACAAAGUUCUGACAUACAAACUUCUGCAACAGAUUUUUCAGAUGUCACAGAUCAAGCAGAACAUACUCCUUCUAUCGACAGAGUAAAUCUCAGUCUCCCAUUCAGGUCGCUGAGUAUGCCUGCAAGCACUCCUGCUGUCAUUGUUCAUACACCUAGUUCCGAAGAAGAUGAAUGGCUUGAGACAUAUGACAAGGUGAAGGAUGCAUGGGAAGAUUCUAUAUCAGCAUUUGAAGCAAAGAAACAGGAAAGGGAAGGUGACAACACCAGCAGCCAAGCUGAAGGCUCCGUGCACAGUAUCGGAGUGGAAGGUGCAGAAACAUCUGAUUUGAGUCACUGGAACAUGGAUGAUGACCUCCUCACCCGUUCUCUGCCUCGAAACUUCAAAUUGAGUUAUGAAAAGGGGCAAGCUGAACUGAUGGGACAGGAUGCCAAGGUCAAAACUGAUAGUGGGUCAUGGGAAGUCUUCACAGAGCCUCAAGAAGACGAACUGUACAAGACAACCCCAACCACUUCUGGUCCAUUUGAUGGAACAAAACCUCUUGAGACAUCUAUCAAGAUACCCAGUAAAUUGAUAAAAUCAAAGCGAGUUGAGGAAUCAAUGACACCAUUUGUUCGUGAUGAGAGUGCAAUGAAAGGAAAGAGUGUUCAAGAAUCUUUAAGGAGCUUGACUCAGAUAGACCCAGUGCCUGUUCCACUUGAAAGACCAUCAUCCUUGCCUGGAAGCAAAUUGAAUACGAAAGGUGAUUCACCUCAUCCUUACCAAAUGUCCAAACAGGGAGAGAAUCAACAGCAAUCCAAUGCAGCAAUCAAGAACAAGACAUUUACAUGCCAGUCAGAUGCACAUGAUAACAAGGAGUGCCAAAGUGAAAUAUUAUGGAGAAGUCAUGCGGAGAAAGGACCACCACCUCCCUAUGAUCCUGAUUGGGCUCGGAAUCGUCACUCCUCAGCAAGGUCAUCCCCUUUACCUAGGCAACAAAUGCCCUCUGUGAAAUCACACGUGCCUGUUAAAGCGGAGUUAGGAGAAAGGAUUUAUGCGACUAAGAAGGUUGUUAAAACCGGAACUAAUUCUAGAAACUCUCAAAACCGGGUACUCGAACAAAAAGUUCAGAAGUAUAAGGAAGCUGCCGGAAAAUUCUCGCAGCUACCACCCACUGGGGUAGGAAUAAGACGGAGCCAGUCAUUGACAUCAAAAGGCUCUUUGCUUGGAUAUCCCACUCAAAUUGCACAUUCUCAUGAGAAAAUGAAUAUAUCUGAACAUGCGUCAACAGCAGCUUCAAGAGUUGCAUCUAGUGUACAUGAUCAAAGAAGAGGUCAGCCCAUGGAACAAGUUCCAUCAGUUUCAAGAAGUAGCAGCGUAUCAGAUAGGAGUUAUUCUCAAACCAAGAAAUACACUACUUCUCCAUCCACAGGGGGAACAAAUUUAAAGCAGCAUCAGGAAAGUCUGGAAAUGGUGGACAACCGUGACUCACGGUUUCUGAAGCAACGUUCCCACUCUCAUUCUGCAAGGCAAGAGAGUAACAAAGGGCCAUACAGUCCACACAACUCCUUUCAAGAUCCCCAAAAGACAAUACCUGAUGGUCGGGCUGUUAUGAUGGACACCAACAUCAAGAUAAACAGAGAUUCUUGGUCAGUGUCUGGUCAGUCGUCACCAUCUUAUUCAAUAGCAGACAGCGACCAGCUGCCCCUGAAAGAAUCAACGAGGACAACCAGAUUUCAACAUUUUGAGGCUUCUUUACCACAUGAGGAAAUCCCUGAUCCUUACAGUUCCAGCUUACCCCAUAGCCAAGAUGUUCACUCGUAUCCGUCAUUUGGAGUGGCUACAAGUCGCCAGUUGCCACCGUUUUAUGCCAGGAGGGAAAGCGAAGCUUCUUCAAGGAGCUCAUCCCAACAGUCACACAGGAACUAUGUUGUGGAUGAUGAUACGGGUGAAGCAUAUUACAGAUCUUCAUCUUGCAAUCCUCCCCCUCCUCGGCUAAGUGAUGUCUUUGAUGACAAUGAUGAUCCGUAUGACGACCCUUACCUUUACCCAGAGACCAAGACCUCCACAGCAGCAGGUCCCAUUCGGCCUUCAUUACAACCUCCAUCUCACCAACAACCUUCUACAACAUCGUCACCAUCAAUAUCGUCUCCGUCAUUGUUGUCCCCCGCCCUGGGCGGCACCCCGCCCUCCGCCAUGGGGGUCGGGUCCGCUGCCGGGGUGGUUCCCAGGACAACGCUGACGCGGAGCGCCUCCCUCCCACGGACGACGUCAGGGUUGCCCAAGAGGAGGCCGAGGUAUAGCGAGGGAAGCGGGCUUUCGGCUGCUCAGAGACUUGGGAUAAAGACCCCGCCCCCAGCAAGAUUAUCAGCAUCUACUAAUACCAAGCCUGUAACGCAAGACAGUCGAUAUGAUUACAUGAACCAGUUCCCAACAGUAGACAAGAACAUCAGUGAAAAGAAGCCCCGACCGGUCCGAGAGCCCGAUGCUUCAUACAACAAGAGUCUUCCGGAGUACCUACCCAUCAAGUCCCCAUCCAUCUCGGACGAUCGUUUCGAUGACUUCGACUUCACGCCACCUGUCACCGUCACGGCAACCAAACAGGAGGUACUGCCCAAAGUUGAACGUACUCCCUCUCUCGAAUAUAAGUUGACAAGAGCUAGUGCCAUAGCCUUGUACCCCUUCACUGCACAAAGCAAAAAGGAGCUGAGUUUCAAGAAGGGUGAUACCAUUUAUUUGACGAGGGAGAUUGAUAAAAAUUGGUUGGAGGGAGAGCAUCAUGGUAAUAAAGGCAUCCUUCCAAGAACAUAUGUAGAGAUUGUGACUAGCAUUGAAGAAGCAAGGAACCUUCAGGCUAAUGCACCCAGUGCAGAAGGGAAGGGCAGAGCAAAGUAUCAAUUCAAAGGAGAAACGGCCAAUGAGCUUUCAGUCAAUAAGGGUGACAUCAUAGACCUGGUUAGGAUGAUUGAUGCUAACUGGUGGGAGGUUCGUCAUGGUAACAAGGCUGGUAUCGUUCCUGUGGCUUACCUGGAUGUCCUCAGAGAGCCACAGCAAGGAAUGUCGUCCCCUGUACCAAAGUCUCCCAUCGGCUCCAGUUCAGGGCGUGGUCCACUGAGCCCCAUGCCUCGAUCCCCUUCUGUUCAGGCACCAAGGUCUCCUUCCGCCCAGGCACCCCGGUCGCCUUCCACCCAAGCACCCCGGUCGCCCUCAACCCAGGUGGAUAAUCCUCUCCAGUACACCAGCCCGUACCUGACGGACACGCCUGCACUGGGUAGAUCGCAACCUUCCCAGCAGCACCGGCCUGGUCAAGGGCCAAGGGAUGGUGUGCAGAGGGGGAUGCAGCCAACAGGUGGUAGGCAAACUCAGAAUGCUGGCUCUCGUCAAAGACUGCCUGAUGGAGAAAGAUUCCGUGCAGUGUAUAGUUACAAGCCUAGCAACGAUGAUGAAUUAGAGAUUAGGGAAGGGGAGACGGUGGUUGUCAUGGAGAAAUGUGAUGAUGGCUGGUUCGUAGGAUAUUCGGAAUCAACGGGACAAUUUGGUACUUUCCCCGGAAACUAUGUAGAGAAACUAUAACAUGCAUGGAAGAGGAGCCCAAACGACCUGCCUAUCUUGAAUGAAUAUGAUGCCAAAUAAAAAGAUGGAAGCCCGACAAAGCAUCUUCAUCAUUGAAUUUGCAGUCAGUGUUCAUUCGGUUUCUGGGACACCCUGUACUCCCUAGCCUGCAUGCCCAAUGUAUAAUUUGAAGCUACACAAUUGGACAUCCAAGAAAGUUACAAACUUUAACGUGCAUAACGUUUUGUUGCACUACCGUGUACCUGUGAUGCCAUAUUUGAAUCUUCAAGUGUUUCGCAUAUGAAAUAUGAAGCUGUAGCACACAUU
Lytechinus variegatus (green sea urchin) is the source of this 9033-nucleotide messenger RNA. RefSeq lists its product as uncharacterized. Gene Ontology annotation, biological process: synaptic vesicle uncoating. The record is from RefSeq and is a predicted model, not a curated record. Gene Ontology annotation, cellular component: glutamatergic synapse; presynapse. Bases 793 to 8727 code for a protein of 2644 amino acids. Lineage: Eukaryota; Metazoa; Echinodermata; Echinoidea; Temnopleuroida; Toxopneustidae. Gene Ontology annotation, molecular function: protein binding. The transcript is spliced from 32 exons.